Messenger RNA from Cylindrotheca closterium, 1929 nucleotides. The record is from the annotation of a GenBank genome assembly. NCBI's taxonomy places the organism in Eukaryota, Bacillariophyta, Bacillariophyceae, Bacillariales, Bacillariaceae.
AUGCUACUGUUAAAACGCAUCUUCGCAGCAUAUCUCGGCUCCCAAGUCGCAGGAACCUAUGCUCUAAUAAAUAGUCUACAUGCUGACAGAGCGUCUAGUACCUCUAUAUUGACCUCACAUGUGGAAAAGGAUUCUGAUAGUAUUAUUGCUUCGCAAUCAUUUGAAAAUGCCGAUGACUGGAUCAUCAGAGAUUUGGAUAAUCCACAAAUCGGAGCACUCGAAAACUGCGUCAUAGGACCAAAAAAUGUCAUUGUUUAUGAUACCACGUUGAGGGAUGGAACCCAAGGUGAAUCUAUAUCUGCUUCUUGUGACGACAAAUUGAAGAUUGCACGAAAGCUUGCUUCCUUCGAUAUCGACUACAUUGAGGCCGGCUGGCCUGGAAGCAAUCCCAAAGAUGCAGAGUUUUUUCGACGAGCAAAAAUAGAAUUAGACGAUUCAGUGCGCUCGAAACUGGUGGCAUUUGGAUCUACCAGGCGAAAAUCUGUCGAGGUGGAGAAAGAUCCACAGAUCCAAGCCCUUUUGGACUCUGGGGUACCAACGAUAUGCAUGGUUGCCAAAGCACAUCCGUGGCAAGUGACCGAGAUAUUGAGAGCAUCUCCAGAGGAAAAUUUGAAAAUGAUUCAUGACUCAGUAUCAUACUUGGUCAGUCUAGGGAAAGUUGUCUUGGUUGAUCUAGAGCAUUUUUUCGAUGGAUACAAGGCUGAUCCACAGUACGCUCUCAAAUGCUGUGAGACAGCAGCCGAUGCCGGAGCUUCGUGCCUUGUCAUGUGUGAUACUAAUGGCGGCACCAUGCCUUGGGAAGUGGAAGCAAUAUCACGAGAGAUGGUCAAUCGCUUUGAACCUUUAAAAACUAUCGGUAUUCAUGCCCAUAACGAUUGUGGAAUGGCGGUCGCCAACAGUGUCUGUGCUUCCAAUGCGGGAGUUGGCCUAAUUCAAGGGACGAUCAAUGGAAUUGGAGAGCGCACAGGAAACGCUGAUCUGUGUUCGAUUAUUCCAUCCCUUGCUCUGCAUGUUGAGUCCGGGAUGGGUUGUAAGGAGAAUCUAAGCGACUUGACUAAGCUUUCGAGAUAUGUAGACGAAAUCUUAAACAGAACUCCGAGCAACACUUUGCCUUUCGUCGGAACUUCUGCAUUUGCUCACAAAGGUGGGUUGCAUGUUGCAGCAAUGGAGCGCAGCCCGCAAUCCUAUCAACAUAUCGAACCAGAGCUGGUGGGUAAUGAAAUGCGGGUUUUAGUUUCUGAGCUCAGUGGAAGGCAAAACAUCAUGGGGAAGAUGUCUGAGCUCUUUGGAGAUCUAGAAGAGGAAUUGAAAUCAGAACGGGCGAUAGCCAUUCUGAAUCGUGUUAAAGCAUUGGAGAACCAAGGUUACACAUUCGAGGGCGCAGAAGCUUCUGUGCACCUUAUGAUCUUGCAUGCGUCUAAGAUAUACUGUCCGCCAUUCAAAAUUCUUGAUUACAGUGCACAGGUAUAUGACCACAAUAUGGACAGUGCAAGUAGAGUUGUGGCAAGCUUUGAUGGUGAUGGCACUUCUGGAACGUCCACUUCUAGAGCUACCAUCAAAGUCCGAGCAAUUGUGGAAGAUCCUGCUGAAUCAUCUCUGAAGUUUGAAGACACGCUUUCUGUUAGUGACGGCAAUGGACCUGUUGAUGCUCUAAGUAAAGCCCUUAUGAAAGCUCUUUUACCGGUCCACCCAUCACUCAAAGGCGUUGAACUGGUCGAUUAUAAGGUUCGUAUUCUCGAUCCCACCUCAGCGACAGGUGCUGCAACUCGAGUCAUGAUUGAGUUCCGAGAAAUAGAAACAGAAAGGCAAUGGACUACUGUCAGUGUUGAUAGAAACGUGAUAUCCGCCUCAUUGAACGCAUUGGUCGACGGGUUCGAGUACGUCUUGAUUGACAAGGCAGACUAUUGCGUUGUGUGGGACGGAGAUUAG